Messenger RNA from Vombatus ursinus (common wombat), 4788 nucleotides. RefSeq names its product cadherin 13 (gene CDH13). Gene Ontology annotation, molecular function: calcium ion binding; cadherin binding. The record is from RefSeq and is a predicted model, not a curated record. Lineage: Eukaryota; Metazoa; Chordata; Mammalia; Diprotodontia; Vombatidae. The transcript has 14 exons. Gene Ontology annotation, cellular component: plasma membrane; adherens junction; catenin complex. Gene Ontology annotation, biological process: cell-cell junction assembly; sprouting angiogenesis; cell morphogenesis. Bases 84 to 2225 code for a protein of 713 amino acids.
AAAGGCUGUUUCACAGCGAAAAUAUGCUCAGUGCAGCCGGGCGCAUGAAUGAAAGAGCCGCCGUUUGCUUCUAGUCUGGCAAAAUGCAGCAGAGAACUCAGCUCACUUUGUCCUUUUUGCUGUCCCAGGUGUUGCUGCUCACAUUUGCAGAGGAUUUGGAAUGCAUCCCUGGAUUUCAGCAAAAGAUAUUUCGCAUUGAACAGCCAGCUGAAUUCAUUGAAGACCAAUUGAUUCUAAACUUGACAUUCAAUGACUGUAAAGGAAAUGACAAGCUGAGAUUCGAUGUCUCCAACCCCUACUUCAAGGUGAAGCCAGAUGGGGCUUUAGUCGCACUGAAAAACAUAUCAGAUGUUGGCCCGGCUUUAUUCAUCCAUGGGCGGUCAUCUAACGCAGAAGACAUGGCAGAAGUUGUGAUAAUUGGGGGCCAGGACAGCCAUGGCUCCUUAAAGGAAAUCUUUACAUUUGCUAGGACUUCGGCAGUCCCGAGACAGAAACGGUCCAUUGUGGUGUCACCCAUCUUAAUUCCCGAAAAUCAGAGACAGCCUUUUCCCAGGGAUGUAGGCAAGGUUGUGGAUAAUGAUCGACCAGAAGGGUCCAAAUUCCGACUUACUGGAAAAGGUGUGGAUCAAGAGCCAAAAGGCAUUUUCAGAAUCAACGAAAAUACAGGGAGCAUCUCAGUGAUGCGGACUUUGGAUAGAGAAAUAAUGGCAACUUAUCAGCUAUUCGUGGAGACUAUUGAUGUCACUGGCAAAACCAUUGAGGGACCUGUCUCUCUGGAUAUCAUCGUGAUUGAUCAGAAUGACAACAGGCCCAUUUUUAAGGAAGGACCAUACGUUGGACAUGUCAUGGAAGGGUCUCCCACUGGAACCACCGUGAUGCGUAUGACAGCCUUUGAUGCUGAUGACCCUUCCACAGACAAUGCCCUCCUGCGAUACAACAUCUUGCAGCAGACUCCUGACAAGCCAUCUCCCAACAUGUUCUAUAUUGAUCCAGAGAAAGGAGAUAUCGUCACUGUAGUGUCACCAGCACUGUUGGACCGGGAGACUCUGGAAAACCCUAAGUAUGAACUGAUCAUUGAAGCUCAGGAUAUGGCUGGUUUGGAUGUUGGCUUAACUGGCACAGCAACGGCUACUAUCCUGAUUGAUGACAAAAAUGAUCACUCCCCAAAAUUCACCAAGAAGGAGUUUCAUGCCACUGUCAAUGAAGGAGUUGUGGGAGUGAUUGUCAAUUUAACGGUUGAAGACAAGGAUGACCCCACUACUGCAGCCUGGAGAGCUGUCUACACUAUCAUCAAUGGAAAUCCAGGGCAGAGUUUCGAAAUACAUACAAAUCCCCAAACUAAUGAAGGAAUGCUUUCUGUUGUCAAACCUUUGGAUUAUGAGAUUUCGGCAUUUCACACACUACUGAUCAAAGUAGAAAAUGAAGAUCCAUUGGUUCCUGAUGUAGCAUAUGGCCCCAGCUCUACAGCCACAGUCCAGAUAACUGUCUCAGAUGUAAAUGAAGGUCCGGUUUUCCACCCAGACCCCAUGACAGUGACCAAGCGUGAGAAUAUCACUAUUGGCAGCAUGCUGUUGACGGUAAAUGCCACAGACCCUGAUUCCUUGCAGCAUCAGACCAUUAGGUACUCUGUUUAUAAAGACCCAGCAGGAUGGCUAAACAUCAACCCAAUAAAUGGGACAAUUGACACAGCAGCUGUCUUGGACCGUGAAUCUCCAUUUGUCCACAAUAAUAUAUACACUGCACUUUUCCUUGCAAUAGAUAGUGGUGAUCCUCCUGCAACUGGCACUGGGACUUUACAGAUAAGACUGGAAGAUGUGAAUGACAAUGCUCCUCUCAUUUACCCUACACUUGCCAAAGUCUGUGAUGAUGCCAAAGAUCUCAAUGUGGUCAUUCUGGGAGCAUUAGAUAAGGAUCUCCACCCAAACACUGAUCCAUUCAAAUUUGAACUGAAUAAACAAACGGGUUCUGAUAAAUUCUGGAAAAUUUCCAAGAUCAAUGACACGCAUGCCCAAGUAAGCCUUCUUCAAAACCUGAAGAAAGCCAACUACAAUCUACCUGUCAUGGUGACGGACUCGGGCAAGCCACCUUUGUCUAACACCACGGAGCUCAGAGUGCAAGUUUGUUCCUGUAAGAAAUCUAAAAUGGACUGCAGCUCAGCUGGGAUCCCACAUAUCAGAACCACCUUAGUACUGCUUCUUUCACUCUUCAGCUUAGUAUGGCUGUAAGAACUCCUGACAUUUGAAGCUAUCCUACCAAGUUGCCAUAGCAACAGGAAAAAGAAAAAGAAGAAAAAAAAUCAGAUCUGAAGACUGCAGUUUAUGGUCACUGUACUUCUCAACUAGGCCUCGAUUGCUCCAGAUUUCAGUUUUGUCUACGACUUCACUUUGUUUCUCAAACUCUGCUCCAGUGUCUGACAGCUCCUGCCUUCGUUUGUAGUUGAUGGAGUCCUCUUGCAAGUUGCGACGGCUGUGCAGUUACCCUGAGCACUGAAGGAUCCUGACAUCUCACUUGACCUUCUGGGAAUGGAAGAAAAAGAAAAUUCAAGGAUGACUACUUGUUUUUGAUAUCUGUUGACAUAUUGCUAUUCAGCUGUUCAAAGUGCUUUGUUUGUGGGUUGGUAUUUGUAUAUGUAUGAGUAUACGUAUGUAUAUAUACACACAUUGUAUUUAUAUAGAGAGACUAUACACCAUAGGUUAGUUUUGCUAUGUUGUUCAUGCUGACAGGUUAAAUGAUGUAGUGACAGAGUAGCCCAGCUGUUGAGGGUGAAGUCUGAGCUAAAGCAGCUGCUAACACCUUGGGGUGCUCAACUUCCAGAUACACACUAAGGCACUGAGGUGCUCCACAUUUGUCACUGGGGCUCCAAGAUCCAGUUGCUACAGAGCUGGCAUAUGUACCCUGGCUUUCUUCUCCAGUUUGACCUUGGCCCUGGAGGCAAAAAGUUCUCUAGCCACUGGUAAUAAAUUACCAGGCAGGUCUGUCAAGAGGGAAUAUGCAACAGAAAGUUCUGUCAAGUUAAUAAUUCCUUCUCCUAAGCCUCAGGGGAUUCUAUAACUCUCCAGACCAAUUUCCAUUGGUAUCAUCUUCUAUAAUUCUGGGGAGGUUGGAAGGAACACAGAGCAGGGGAAAUAUCAACCCUGUAUGAAGCAAAGGGCUGAAAUAUUUUUGCAUGGACGUCAACCCAGCAUGUCCAUGCACCUUGAAUAUCUAGGUGUCACUGGAGUUUUCAGGGAAAUGGGUCAUCCAAGAGAUGCUGUUGUUUCUCCUCAGUAAAUGAUAACUCCACCAUUGGCAACAGGUGAGAUAAUGUGCAUAUCUGAGGAGGACAAGCAGCACUGUAUUUUAUAAAUCUAGAAACAUACAUAUACAUAUAUACAUAAUACGCACACAUGUUUGUUUUAACUAUACAAAUACAUAUACGUAUACAAUACAGGAAGUCUUGUAAUUUUUUUUUUCCUUCUGGUGAAUCAACCACCACUAUUUGCAAAUCUGAUGAGAAAGAGUGUUCAUCAUGUAUGAAGAGGAAAUGAUUUUCAUUCUGUGAGCAUGUAAAGGUUACAAGGCAGCUACUGCUUGCCCCAAGACCUUCUCUUGUGAAUAAAAUCUGUACAUGAACCAUCAAAGCUCACACCAAAUUUUUAUAUGAAAACAGAAGUAGUGACAGACUGUAGCUUUUCUUAGGGCUUGCCAGUAACUAGGGUAAGAAAAGUGUCUUAGAGUAUUUUACUGCAGUUGCUUACUAAGGGUUUAACCACAGAAAACAAAACAAAACAAAACAAAAAAAAUGCUUUCUUAUGCAAUAGGUGUUGGCAUCUGCAUCGCUUUAGUCAGACUUUUCUAGUGAUUAGGGGUCACAUGUUGUCUUUCUUGCCUGAAGUUAUAAAGCUAGUGCUCCAUACACUGUAUUUGUUUCAAUAGUAAAUCUUUUGGACGCGCACAUAAUACAAAGCGUUUUUUUUUCCUCCAUUGAAAUAAAUGGGUAUUGGUGGUUAACAUUGCUGAAUAAUAGCUUUUCUCUAUUUUCUGGUGUUGUAUGGAUUCUUUCUCCAAUCCUUUGCCUCUUUGCUGAUACAAUAGUAACAUUCAUGCUAGGCUUUACCUUGUCAUAAACAAUCUUUUUAUGCUCUCCUCAGUACCACCGAUGCUGCGUGAAUCACAUUGAUGUGUGGAAUAGUCUUACGGGAUAAACACUGGUUUGUUCUGAAAAGUCAUGAACUCACAGUAGUGUCCCUCAAUUAGUUUUAACUGUCUUAAUGACCAAUUUGGAUUGUCACCCUUUUAGCUGAGAAGGGAGAUGACAGAACCAGACCGAACGUUAUGAUCUUCACUGGUAGUCUGCCUUCAGUACAUGCCCCAAACACCAGGAAAUAUGACUGUCACUUUUGCUCAGUGACUGUCAUUUUUGUGUUAAUUAUAACAUAAGCCCAUUUGGAGACCAAGAGAUGUCACUUUGUUCUUCCAGCUUAGGGCCUUGCCCUUUGCUUGGCAAUGUUUUUCCUCCCGGGGUUCACAGACUCACUACGCUGAGGCAAACCUGGGUCUGCAAUGCUCCUGGACAUCCUGAAAGAACAUUUCCCACAGCACACACAUGCAUACACAUGAACCUGAAGACAUUUGAGUCAGGUUUAAUAACCUGACAUCCGUUAUUUAGCAAGGGCCUUCUGCUGGCCGCACUUAAAAAUAACAUGCUUCAAACAUUGGUUGUCUUCACCACUCCAACUGUAUCAUAUUUAUAUAGAGCUUUAGAGUUUGCAAAAUCCCUUCCUCACAAUAAUCCUGUAAGGUAGGUAA